This is a messenger RNA of Oryza sativa Japonica Group (Japanese rice), 978 nucleotides long. RefSeq lists its product as uncharacterized. Lineage: Eukaryota; Viridiplantae; Streptophyta; Magnoliopsida; Poales; Poaceae. The record is from RefSeq and is a predicted model, not a curated record.
UGCAAUCCAGUGACAAAAACCUGCAAGUUGAAGUAUCGCGUUUACUGCCUAUAAAUAGCGCUGGUAAUCUGCCACAAAUCCAACACAUACGCAUAUCUGCAUCCCCUGUUCUUCUCUCCUGUGACUUGCUUGAUCCACAUCAAAUCCAACGACAACACCAACAGACCAAAUAAUGGCUGCUGCUUCCGGCCGCCGCCGUGCCGCGGCCUUCGCCGUCGUGAUCUGCGCCGCCCUGCUGCUGCUGUCCUCCGCCGUGGAGCGGGCGGCGGCGCAGGUGCCCUGCAGCCAGUGCGACCAGGCGUGCAAGGAAUCGUGCAAGGGCUACGGGCGCGACUCGUCGUCGUGCAGCGCCCCCUGCGGCGACCCCUCCAACAAGGACGGAUGCGAGAGCUGCCUGGAGGCGUACUACUCCAAAUGCGUCAACUACUGUGGCCCGUCCUGCCAUGUCACCUGCACCAGCGGCUGAAAAGCCCAGCCGGCCGUCGUCUUGGGCCUUGUUUGGAUACUCCGUAAUAAUAAUUAGCCCUCCCAAAUUUUACUAUUUAAGAGUAUUAAAUAUAAAUUACUGAUAAAACUCAUUUCAUAAUCUCUGGACUAAUUUUAUAUUCGUCUUGCAAAUUAGCUUGGUGGUUAUAAAAUAAGUUUUAUCAGUAAUUUAUAUUUAAUACUUCUAAAUAGCAAGAUUUUAGAGGGCUAAUUAUUAGCCCGGAGGAUCCUAAGGCCUUGAUGUGUGUCAUGAGGAUGCACCGUGCAUGUACACGUACUGUUAGUAUUGUAUACUAGCAAUAGUUAGUACUGCUAUUUCGAAUAAGCUAGCUGGCGUGGAUGUACAGUAUAUGGCUAUAUGCCGACCGGCUCUGUAUUUCAUAUAUUGUGGUCAAUGCUUCCUUUCGUUGUUACCAAGGUCUUCUAAGACAGUGGUAUGGUCACGAAGAGAGGUACUCUGUCUGGUUUUAUUUUAAUUAACGUUUCGGAUAA